This is a messenger RNA of Notothenia coriiceps (black rockcod), 361 nucleotides long. Its product is annotated as axin-1-like. The transcript is spliced from 2 exons. Bases 1 to 327 code for a protein of 108 amino acids. Lineage: Eukaryota; Metazoa; Chordata; Actinopteri; Perciformes; Nototheniidae. Gene Ontology annotation, cellular component: nucleus; plasma membrane; beta-catenin destruction complex. Gene Ontology annotation, biological process: positive regulation of protein kinase activity; negative regulation of canonical Wnt signaling pathway; cell development. The record is from RefSeq and is a predicted model, not a curated record. Gene Ontology annotation, molecular function: protein kinase binding; ubiquitin protein ligase binding; beta-catenin binding.
AUGCUUGACCAAUGUCUUUUUCAAUGUGGUCUUAGGUGUGGAGGAGGAGGGAGGGAGGAUGACGAGGAGAAAGAUGAAGAUGAGUGUGAAGACACCCCGGCUGGAAGGCUGACUCAGAGCCUGCUGAUGCACACGGCCCCACAGAGAUCCUCGAGCAACAGGAGGAGGCCGGACAGCAGGGAGUACAGGCCGUGCAGGGAGCCGGUGAACCCGUACUACGCUAACAUGGGCUACGCUCGCGCUCCAGCCACCAGCGCCAACGACAGCGAGCAGCAGAGCAUGUCGAGCGACGCUGACACGCUCUCACUGCCCGACAGCAGUGUGUAAGUGCAUGCACACAGUCACUAAACUAUUGCAUGCA